UUGUCUAUGGCGAUCGACCGUACCUGCCGCCAUUUGCAGUCGUUCGCUAGCGUUCAUUUUCUCGAAUUUUGCGUCGACUUCGCUCGUAUCACGGCCAGCGUUAUCGUCUCGCACUACUGGCACGAUGUCGUUCAAUCGAGGAGUGAAGAGGGAUUCCUUCGGAAAUCGGGGGAAUUUCAAUCGUAAUAGUGGCGGCGGCGGCAAUAACAAUCGACUUAGCAACAUGGGCAACAGUAUGGGAAAUAACAUGGGUGGAGGGAUGAGUGGAGGCGGCAUGGGUGGAAUGAAUCCCUGGGAAAGUGGUAUGAUGCCUGGCAGAGGUAUCCUACCUACACCCAACAACAAUCUCUCCCUGGCAUCUCCACAGGCGCAGCUGGCAAUUGCUAGCAACCUUCUGACGAACUUGCUUCGCAGCCAGCAGGAAGUACAACCUCAGGUGCCAUCGCUUAUGAGCCUUGGAAAUAAUUUUUCCGGACCAGGGCCGAACUAUUCUAACCAACAGAACUUUUCCUCAGGACGGUUUAAUGAUCGGCCGGCGCGACAUGGUCUGAAAAAUCAACGUCAGCAACCGUACAACAAGAUGGGCAAUCGCGCCCGAGACGGCCCUGCUGGGCGACGUGGUCCGUCCGCACAACAAUCUCGUGCGCCCCAGUCCGGCAGUCAACGUAUGAACGGAAACCAAAUCCAACAUCGCAACGAUAAGUCUUCUAAACCAAUUCCUGCCUCUAAACAAAAUCAGACUGCCAAAAAGGAACAGCAGGAUGUUAAGACCUGUGAUACUGAAAAAGCAGAAGCGCCUGCUCCGAAAAGCGGUGAAGACGUGGAAGAAACCGAGGAUAAGAAACGCGAUUGGAAGGAUGAGAAGGAUGAAACGGAAGAAGUAGAGGGGAAAACGGAGGAGGGUGACAAAACGAUGGAUGUUGACACGAGUAUGGAAAAGUCCGCCAUUGCGGAAGAGACGCCGAAAGAGGCGAGCACGCCCUCACCCGAGAAGGACGCGAAAACAACCGGCAAGAAAUCUGAGGCUAGACAUGCCGAGAGUCGUUAUGCCGAGGUUCCGAUGAGCCACAUGUUUUGCCAUAUCUGCAACAAGCACAUGUGGGACGGAUACUCUUUUGAAAAUCAUCUUCGGGGACGCGCACAUCAGCUGAUGAUGGAGAAGCUGGAUGAAUCUUACAAACUGAAGGUCGACCUGAUGCGACAUGAGCUUCGUGUUGCCGAGGAGCAACGCGAACUCAGCUUGAACAACUCGAAACGACGUGGCAAAAAAGUCUCCGUGGACUUCAACGUUAGAGAGUACUGUACUAUGUGCGACUUGAAUUUCUACGGGACUCUGUCUACGCACAGGAAGAGUGAGAAGCAUCAGCAGCUGAAGACUUUUUUGCAUCCCCGAUGUUUCCCUUGCUUGAAAGAAUUUCCGUCUCGCAUCGAGUACGAUGAGCACUGCUUGACACCCACUCAUAUGAAGAACGCUGUUCAGUGCGAGGAACAACGGAAAAACAAAAAGAAAGAAAAAUUGGCGAAGGGAGAAGCUGAAGUCCGUAGCGCGGAGGACGAGGAGAAGGACGUUUGGCAUGACACGAAGAAUGACAAAGAAGAAGAUUCCGGAGAACAAGAAUACAUCACGGAUAUCACGGAAAAUAUGGGCGAGACCAAGUUCAAGAUCCCGUCUUACAAGUACUGUCGUCAGAAGCAGAUAGGCGUCGGUAAAUCGAUGAUCAAGGAGGUGCAAGGAUUUUACUGUGAGCGUUGCCGGCGGUUCAUGCUCUUGGCUGAUGACAUGAACGCUCAUCUACGCAGUAUCACUCACUACCGAAACUUCUUGGCAGAGGUGAAGUCGUCAACGUCAGUCGCCGCGGCUGCCGAGUCGAAGGAAGCCGAGCAAAGCGAGGGUGAGAAGAAUGCCGCUCAGAUCUCGGAGGAAUUCGAUGGGAACUGGAAACGUCGCAAGACUUCUCACGAUGAUGAGACCAACGACGAGAACAACGACCAGCCGAAUGAGCCGCAAGAGAGCAACGCCGAUAACGCGAACACGCCGAAGAAGUCGGAUGGAGAGGAAAAGUACGACCCGUUGGAAGCUGAUGCCGAGUCCGAGGAGGAUGAGACGAAUCGCGAACCAGCGCCGGAGGUGGCGCCGGCGGAGGCUACGCAAAAUGCCUCCGCUAACGGGCAGGAAAAAACGCCGAUCGAUGAGAUGUGGACGGACGCGGAUGCUGACGAUGCCGAGAUGGGUAAUUUGAUCGACGAGACGGACGAGAAGGAAUUACGAGACACGGAUUACGAGAAAGCCGCCCCGCCGAAGGUAGAACGUAAUGUCAGCCCGCCGAAAAUGCCUCGAGGACGCGGAUAUGCACGCGGUCGCGGCGGCCCGCGUGCCAGGAGAUCUCGGCGAUAAGCUGACGCGGUACGAAUCGCGAUACGCGAAAGUACGAAAGUAUAUGAAGAGGCGUGGAAAAUGCAUCGCAGCCGGUAGAAGCUAGAUGAACAUUUUCCGCGCUGCUACAAGUCCUAAUGAUAAUGCAAAACAUAUAGAGCAUGCGAACAUUUCUAUUGUCAAUGCAUAUUUAGACACGUGUAAUAUUAUGCGUAUGUUGUAUUCACGUGGAUUACGUGUGUAGCGUAAAAUCUAAUUUGUAAGCGACCUAUCUUACUCGCGGCACAUAACGGAAGGAAAGAGGAGAACGAGAAACACAAGAUUUCAUCGGGAUCGGCAGUAUAGAAGUCUUAGACUACUAUUGGUUCUCGUUACAUGUCUCAUAUUUUAAUUCGUUUCCUUAUAACGACAAAGACCUGUGUUUCGGAUCAUAAGCUAAAUAAAACACAUUUAUUGUAUACAAUAUAUUCACACUGA
Messenger RNA from Dinoponera quadriceps, 2851 nucleotides. RefSeq names its product zinc finger protein on ecdysone puffs (gene Pep). NCBI's taxonomy places the organism in Eukaryota, Metazoa, Arthropoda, Insecta, Hymenoptera, Formicidae. The coding region runs from base 125 to 2395 and encodes 756 amino acids. The transcript is spliced from 10 exons. The record is from RefSeq and is a predicted model, not a curated record. Gene Ontology annotation, cellular component: nucleus.